Messenger RNA from Ustilaginoidea virens, 3438 nucleotides. RefSeq lists its product as uncharacterized. Gene Ontology annotation, molecular function: ATP binding; diacylglycerol-dependent serine/threonine kinase activity. Lineage: Eukaryota; Fungi; Ascomycota; Sordariomycetes; Hypocreales; Clavicipitaceae. The transcript has 7 exons. The record is from RefSeq and is a predicted model, not a curated record. Bases 1 to 3438 code for a protein of 1145 amino acids. Gene Ontology annotation, biological process: signal transduction; protein phosphorylation; fungal-type cell wall biogenesis.
AUGAACGAGGACGAAAAGAAAAUUCAAGACAUCCACAGGAAGAUUGAGCGCGAAAAGAACAUCAUAAAUGCCGCCCAGGCCAUGCGCUCGCAGACCACCAAUGAGGCUGUUCGCUCCAGACUAGACACCCAACUCAGAGAUGGGCGGCGUAACCUGCAAUUCUUCGAGGAGAAGCUCCGAGACAUUCAGAUGAGGCAGGCAAAUCAAGGCGUGGAAUCCAUGUCUCUUGGCACCGGUGAUGGCCCAGAAAACCGUGGCCCUCCUCCAGCUCCUCCCCCAAAGGACUCCUCGGCAGCAUGGGGAGGAGCUCAGGGCGGCUAUGGUGAUGCUCAGUACAGCCAAAUCGGCCAACAUGGAGAUUUGAUGCCUCCUCGCCACCCGUAUGCUCCUCCUGGACCAGGAUCUGGCAUGCCGAAACCCAGGCCAAACUUUACAAAGCUAGACCUCAUAAAAUACGACAGUCCACACCUUGGGCCGCGUAUCCAGCUCAUGCUUUCCCAGAUCCAGUUCAAGCUCAACGUGGAGGAGCAGUAUUUGAAGGGCGUCGAAAAGAUGGUCCAGCUGUACGGAAUGGAAGGCGACAGGCGAAGCAAAGCCGUCGCAGCCGGUCGUAGAGUGGAAAGCAAGCAGAAGAUCGUUCUGUUGAAACAGGCGCUGAAGAGGUACGAAGAGUUGCAUAUCGACAUGGAUUCUGCAGAUGCCCAAGAUGACGACUCCAUCAACACCCCCAAUCUCCGUAAACCCCUGAGUGGGCAACUUUCUAUUCGUGUCAUGGCUGUCAAGGAGGUAGAUCAUACCGCCACGGGUCGCCUCUCGCGCGGGCCGGAGACCUUUGUGGCUGUCAAAGUCGAGGACGCCGUCGUCGCGCGCACCAAAACGUCCAGAAACGACCGCUGGGACGCUGAAUAUCACACACUUGACGUGGACAAGGCCAACGAGAUCGAGUUGACCGUCUACGAUAAACCCAGUGAACACCCGAUGCCUAUUGGCUUGCUGUGGAUCCGCAUUUCCGACAUUGUCGAAGAGAUGCGUCGAAAGAGAAUCGAGGCCGAAAUGAACAGCUCCGGCUGGGUAUCCGCCGACCAAAUGGGAAGCCCUUCGUCGCCGCAAGGGCAGUUUCCGACAAGUCCAUCCCAAGGCGGCGGUCGCGGCCCAAGCUUCGGCCCUGAUCCCAGCAGAUACAGCGGGGGACCUCCUCCCCACGUUCCCCAGCCGCAGAUUAACACGGGACCAAUCGAUGCCUGGUUCAACCUGGAGCCGACCGGGCAGAUUCAACUCCAGAUGAGUUUUGUCAAGCAAAACAAGGACCGACGUCCGGUGGAUGUUGGUCUAGGUCGGAAAGGCGCCGUUCGACAGCGCAAAGAGGAGGUACAUGAGAUGUAUGGGCACAAGUUCGUCCAGCACCAGUUCUACAACAUCAUGCGGUGCGCUCUUUGCGGCGAUUUUCUCAAGUACUCGGCCGGGAUGCAGUGUGAAGACUGCAAAUACACCUGCCACACCAAGUGCUAUUCAAGCGUCGUCACCAAAUGUAUCAGCAAGAGCAAUGCUGAGACGGAUCCGGAUGAGGAGAAGAUCAAUCAUCGUAUACCCCACAGGUUCCAACCGUAUUCUAACAUGACGGCCAAUUGGUGUUGCCACUGUGGCUACAUCUUGCCGUUUGGUAAGAAGAACUGCCGGAAAUGCUCAGAAUGCGGGCUCACCUGCCAUGCUCACUGCGCUCAUUUGGUGCCCGAUUUCUGCGGCAUGUCCAUGGCGGUGGCAACUCAAAUUCGGGAAGGCAUUCGCACACAAAAGCAGAGACAAGCCAAGGCAACGUCCAUGUCGGACAGGACACUGCGCCCUGGCGGAAGCAGAUCCAGUCCGAUGGACACGGUGCUUCCGUCUGCAACUCCGUACUCUGGCAGUUCCAUUUCGCAAGCGACCCCCGCGUCCCCCGAGGCGACGGAAGCCGCCAAAAUCAUGUACGGCAAUCAACAACCACCCACGUCGCCAACGCAGCAACGGCCUCCGGCACCGAAUCGGGAACCUUCGAGCAAUGCCGCCGCCGCCGCCGCCGCCGCCGCUGCCGCCGCCGCCAUGUCCGGCUCCUCGGCAAGCCAAGGACAGCGACAGUCUGACUAUGGCCGGUAUGGUGGUUAUGAUCAGCAGCAGCAAUCCGGGGAUGCCUACGCCAACCAAUACAGUGCUCAGCCCCAGCAACGGCGAUACAACCCUGCGGAUUAUGCUCCUGUCAGCCAAGGAUAUGCUGCGCAAGUCGCCGCCCAGGCUAGACCACCUGUUCAGCAGCAGCAGCAGGUGCCGCCGCUCUCACAGCAAAACUAUCCAUCCGGCGCUCCUGUACCGAAGCCGGAGUCUGCCGUGGCUCAACGACCGCAGUCAGGUGUCAUGGCUGGUCAACGAAAGCAGCUUCCUCUACACACCGAUCCUGGUACUGGUCAGCGUAUUGGAUUGGAUCACUUCAAUUUCCUCGCAGUGCUGGGCAAAGGCAACUUUGGCAAGGUGAUGCUGGCGGAGACCAAGCGUACACGGAAACUUUACGCCAUCAAAGUGCUCAAGAAAGAAUUCAUCAUUGAUAACGAUGAAGUGGAAAGCAUCCGAUCGGAGAAGCGAGUCUUUGUCAUUGCAAACAAGGAGCGACAUCCGUUCCUGACCAAUCUACAUGCCUGUUUCCAGACGGAGACGCGAGUUUAUUUUGUCAUGGAGUAUGUCAGCGGUGGUGACCUGAUGCUUCACAUCCAACGAGGACAGUUUGGCACAAAGCGAGCGCAAUUCUAUGCCGCAGAGGUGUGCCUUGCGUUGAAGUAUUUCCACGAAAACGGUGUCGUUUAUCGGGAUCUGAAGCUCGACAACAUCAUGCUGACCCUUGACGGUCACAUCAAGGUUGCUGAUUACGGUCUGUGCAAGGAGGAUAUGUGGUACGGGUCUACCACUAGCACUUUCUGCGGUACUCCGGAAUUCAUGGCGCCAGAAAUCCUCCUGGACAAGAAAUAUGGCCGAGCGGUGGAUUGGUGGGCCUUUGGUGUACUGAUCUACCAGAUGCUGCUGCAGCAGUCCCCUUUCCGCGGGGAGGAUGAGGAUGAAAUCUACGACGCCAUCUUGGCUGACGAGCCGCUGUACCCUAUCCACAUGCCGCGAGACUCGGUUUCGAUUCUGCAGAAACUGCUUACCCGUGAACCUGAACAGCGCCUCGGCAGUGGACCUACGGAUGCGCAAGAGGUCAUGAGCCAGCCAUUCUUUCGGAACAUCAACUGGGACGACAUUUAUCACAAACGAGUCGAGCCACCCUUCAAACCAACGAUAAAGAACGCAACGGACACGAGCAACUUUGAUUCCGAAUUCACCAGCGUGACCCCGGUUCUUACACCUGUGCAGUCGGUUCUCUCCCAGGCCAUGCAGGAAGAAUUCCGUGGCUUCUCGUACACGGCAGACUUUGAAUGA